AUGGGGAGACAUUCUUGCUGCUACAAACAAAAGCUGAGAAAAGGGCUUUGGUCUCCUGAAGAAGACGAGAAGCUUCUCAAUCACAUCACCAAUCACGGCCAUGGCUGCUGGAGCUCUGUCCCUAAACUCGCUGGUUUGCAGAGAUGUGGGAAGAGUUGCAGACUGAGAUGGAUCAACUACUUGAGACCUGAUUUAAAGAGAGGAGCUUUCUCUCCAGAGGAAGAGAAUCUCAUCGUCGAACUUCACGCCGUCCUCGGAAACAGAUGGUCUCAGAUUGCGGCAAGGCUUCCAGGAAGAACGGACAACGAGAUAAAGAAUCUAUGGAACUCAAGCAUCAAGAAGAAACUGAAACAAAGAGGCAUUGACCCAAACACACACAAACCCAUCUCUGAAGUUGAGAGCUUUAGUGACAAAGACAAACCAACAAGCAACAACAAAAGAAGCAGCAGCGACCACCACAAGUCUCCUACUUCCUCCUCUGCAACUAACCAAGACUUCUUCCUCGGAGAAAGACCAUCUGAUUUCUCCGACUACUUCGGUUUCCAGAAGCUCAACUUCAACUCCAACCUCGGACUCUCUGUCACAACUGAUUCUUCACUCUGUUCCAUGAUUCCGCCGCAGUUUAGCCCCGGAAACAUGGUUGGCUCUGUCUUUCAGACGCCGGCGAGCGUAAAGCCCUCGAUAAGCCUUCCUCCGGAAAACAGUUCGAGUACUGUCUCCGGUGGAGAUCAUGUGAAACAGGCUGCUCCUAAUUGGGAGUUCCAGACAAACAACACCUCGAAUUUCUUCGAAAAUGGCGGAUUCUCAUGGACGAUCCCAAACUCUUCGUCUUCUUCUUCGACACUAGUCAAACCAAAUCAUAACUUCGAAGAAAUAAAAUGGUCAGAGUAUUUGAACACACCCUUCUUCAAUGGGAGCACUGUACAGAGUCAAAGCUCUCAACCAAUCUACAUCAAAUCAGAAACAGAGUACUUAGCCAAUGUUUCCAACAUGUCAGAUCCUUGGAGCCAAAGCCAAAACGAGAACUUGGGCACAGCUGAAACUAGUGACGUGUUCUCCAAGGAUCUUCAGAGAAUGGCCGUCUCUUUUGGUCAGUCCCUUUAG
Microthlaspi erraticum is the source of this 1104-nucleotide messenger RNA. Lineage: Eukaryota; Viridiplantae; Streptophyta; Magnoliopsida; Brassicales; Brassicaceae. The record is from the annotation of a GenBank genome assembly.